Lasiodiplodia theobromae is the source of this 1002-nucleotide messenger RNA. Its product is annotated as Oxidoreductase domain containing protein. Gene Ontology annotation, cellular component: endoplasmic reticulum. The transcript has a single exon. Bases 1 to 1002 code for a protein of 333 amino acids. Gene Ontology annotation, biological process: peptidyl-proline hydroxylation to 4-hydroxy-L-proline. Gene Ontology annotation, molecular function: procollagen-proline 4-dioxygenase activity; iron ion binding; L-ascorbic acid binding. Lineage: Eukaryota; Fungi; Ascomycota; Dothideomycetes; Botryosphaeriales; Botryosphaeriaceae. The record is from RefSeq and is a predicted model, not a curated record.
AUGGCGUCCCCACCGACCACCAACACCCCCGCCAUCCCAUCCUCCUUCCUCCGCGGCCCUGGCCCCCGCACUCUCUCCACCACCCGCAUCAACUUCACCACGACCCCUCUGCCGCAGUACGGAAACUGCUACGCGACCAUCAUCGACGACGCCCUCACGCCAUCCGAAUGUGCCACCAUGCUCCGGCUGGCCGCCGCCAGCAGCACCACCAGCGCCUCUUCUGAUGAGCAGCAGCCUUCCUCCGCCGAAGGCGGCAUCUGGGAGCGCGCCAUGAUCAACAUGGGCGGCGGCCGCCAAGCGCUGGCCGUCGAGACGCGCAACUGCGGCCGCAUCAUCUUCGACAGCGACGAGAUCGCGGCGCGGCUGUGGGCGCGCGUGGCGCCCCACGUGCCCGAGCUGGCCGUGCUCGAGGGCGAACGGUGGUGCAUGCCGCCGGCCAAGCAGUGGACGACGGGCCGCGAGUGGGACGAGGGCUGGGGCAGCGUGCUGCACCCGCGGCAGGUGCAGCGGCGCGAGCGGUGGCGGUGCGCCGGCCUGAACGAGCGGCUGCGCUUCCUGAGGUACGAGGGCGGCGAGUACUUCAAGCCGCACUGCGACGGCGUGUACGAGCGCGAGAGGAAGGAGGGCCCCGACGGCAAGAUGGCGCCCGUAGAGCGCUCAUUCUUCACCCUUCACCUGUAUCUUAAUGACGGCGAGGAGGUUAGAGGCGACGAGGAUAGGGAGAGGAGGAGCCCGUUCAUCGGCCGCGUCGAGGGCGAGCCGGAGGAGCCGCUGAUGGGCGGCGCUACCACUUUCCACGGCCCGGACGACUUUUUCACCUUGUCUUUUGGUGACCCUGACUCUGAAAUGAGGAAGAGAAAGGUGGAUGUUGUGCCGAAGGUUGGGAGAAUCCUGCUGUUCCAGCACCGGAACAUAGUGCAUUCGGGAGAUGACGUAGUGGGAGGCGUAAAGUACACGAUGAGGACAGAUGUGAUGUUUACUAAAGAGGAAAAUCAGGAAUAG